Messenger RNA from Thermothielavioides terrestris NRRL 8126, 515 nucleotides. RefSeq lists its product as uncharacterized. The record is from RefSeq and is a predicted model, not a curated record. NCBI's taxonomy places the organism in Eukaryota, Fungi, Ascomycota, Sordariomycetes, Sordariales, Chaetomiaceae. The transcript has a single exon. Bases 31 to 225 code for a protein of 64 amino acids.
GCUUUUCACCGAACUUGAGUCUUGCGAACCAUGGUAAAUCUUGAAGCCUCAAGCGACUCGAGCCAUCAGCUCAGGGCAAGGGCACGUCAGAGGCGCACCAACCAGGAAAGAGCUGCCCAGAGCCGUAGUCAGACCCUGCGAGCCACGUGCGACGGUCGCCAACCAGCAAAAGCUGUUCCACAGGCAACUUCUGAGCAACAGCCUCCAUCCAAGUCGACUUGGUAACUGAAGACAGAUCAAAUUGCUUGAAACAACAUAACAAUCGUUUUGAGAACAAGGACACAACAUCUCUGCAACCUGCCAACCCAACUAACGGAGCCAAUCAGAGUUCUUAAAAUCCUUUAGCUGUGUCUCGGCGUUACAGCACUCCUUAUUACCAGACAUCUGGGCUGGUGGGAUGGCUAAAGUCGACGGACUCCUCCGUUGGUUAUUGCCGCAGCACUGUGGCCCUCUUGCCCGCGGCACUCUCCUUCAGCAGCUCCCCAGCUGGGCUCACUGUCGGUCGAUGUCCGGUG